Messenger RNA from Monopterus albus (swamp eel), 1947 nucleotides. RefSeq names its product proline-serine-threonine phosphatase interacting protein 2 (gene pstpip2). The coding region runs from base 312 to 1316 and encodes 334 amino acids. Gene Ontology annotation, molecular function: actin filament binding. Gene Ontology annotation, biological process: actin filament polymerization. Lineage: Eukaryota; Metazoa; Chordata; Actinopteri; Synbranchiformes; Synbranchidae. The transcript has 14 exons. The record is from RefSeq and is a predicted model, not a curated record. Gene Ontology annotation, cellular component: plasma membrane; cytoplasm; actin filament.
AAUUAGUUAAUCGUUGAGAAGCAGUUUGGAUAAAAGUCUGGAUUUAUUUGCUGCUUUGAGAAUGACCUUUAAGCUGAAUUCACAACUGGACAGUAAGGAUUCGUAAUAGAUCCUAACUGUCAAUCUACUUGUGUGUGCGUUCAGCUGGUAUGAACGAAAAUAUUAAACAGAAAGAUUUUUGAAUGAAUUCUGGUGGUCAAACUACCCACCCCACCCCAAUGCUCACUGCGCAUGCGUCACUGUGUCUUUAACAAACUGAGGACACUGAGCGCGUUAACAGCCGCUGGAACAUUACUCUUCUCUCCUGCAAUAUGAAAAAUAAAAAUUUCAAGGAUUUCUUCUGGAACCAAGACCUGAUCUGCACCGUUGGCUACGACACUAUCAUCCAGUAUCUCAACGAUGGGAAGAGGACGUGCAAGGAGGUGGAGGAGUUCAUGAAAGCCAGAGCAUCUAUUGAAGAGAAGUAUGCCAAAGAUCUCCUUGGUUUGUCCAAGAAGGUGUGUGGACACAAUGAGAUGAACACAUUAAAAAGAUCCCUGGAUGUGUUCAAAUUACAGACUGAAAAUGCAAGUCUGUCACACUUACAACUGGCGCAGAGCAUGAGAGACGAGGCCAAGAAACUGGAAGAAUUCAGAGAAAAACAAAAAGAAGCGAGGAAAAAGAUAGAACAACAGAUGGAUGCUCUGCACAAACACAAGUCUUCACAGUUCAAAAAGACAAUGGAUUCAAAGAAGAUAUACGAGCAGAAGUGUCGAGAGAAAGAAGAAGCGGAUCAGAAUGUAAACCGAAACGCCAACAACACCAAGCACAUAGAGAAGCUCCACUCUAAAGCACAGCAAGCAAAACAGAAUGCAGAGGAAGCAGACAGGUUGUACCAGCAGAAUGUGAUCACGCUGGGAAAUAUUCGAGAUGAAUGGCUAAAGGAACACGUCAAGGCAUGUGAGAUGUUUGAAAAACAGUCAAUGGAGCGCAUCAACUUUCUGAGAAAUGCAGUUUGGACUCACCUCAACCAGCUGUCCCAGCACUGCGUGACCAGUGAUGAGCUCUAUGAGGAAGUGAGGAGGUCACUGGAACAGUGUGAUGUUCAGGAAGAUAUUGAACACUUUGUAAACCUCAGACGGACUGGUGAUAAACCACCAGCUGCAGUAAAGUAUGAGAACUUCUACAGUGGUCAGAAGCCUCCAACCCGAGCUCCACCCUCUCAACCACCGCCAAGCAUCAGGAGGAGGCCACUACCUGACCCAACACACCGCGGUGAGGGUGAUACAGUCUAUUCACCAGUGGAGGAUGGAGGAUACAGUGUUAUCCAGUACUAACACACAGAUCAGCAGGAGGAGUUACAGUAUGUCUUGUGCAGUGUCAGAGCUUAAUGGAAAUGAGGUUGACCUGCGUCUCAUUAUUUCCUCUUUGUUUCUUUUUUUGAUAAAGUUGUACCAGAUGUCAAAUUUGAGCCAUAACUGUGUACAUACAUAUUUUAGGUGAGGUUUUGAAUAUAUAUAUCACUGUGUUAUAAACAGUAGAGUAAACAUCUUAUUUUAACAUUCCUGUGUUUUUACAAUCAGAACAGGCUAAAAUGAGUAUUGUGGUGAAAUUGACUUUCUGUAAAAUGAUACAGAAGCUGAUUAGGUAAUAAAUAAACCCAUAACUUUGACUUCUAUCUAAUCACUGUAUAACUAAUUUCCACUAUCCAAAUAGAGCUUAUUUAUUGCCCAUGUUUGUGAAGCAAGGCUCUAAUGCAAAAGUGUGACUUUACCAUUAGUAUUCUAUUUUAGAAUCUAUGUACUUCUCAAAUUUUAAAGAGAGUCUCAAAAUAAGAAUGUGUCAUAUGAUAUUACUUCCUCUUUGAUGUGAGAGUGGACUGAGAUCUUGUGAGCAGACAGAUACACUCUUUAUCUAAAGUGCACAGCCUAUUGGCCACUUAAUUCUUCUAGUCAAUAUCCAGCUUUG